Molecule: messenger RNA, 5512 nt
Organism: Pelobates fuscus (common spadefoot toad)
Lineage: Eukaryota; Metazoa; Chordata; Amphibia; Anura; Pelobatidae
Gene: SEMA4G
Product: semaphorin 4G
Exons: 16
Coding region: 244-2730 (828 amino acids)
Biological process (GO): neural crest cell migration; positive regulation of cell migration; negative chemotaxis
Cellular component (GO): plasma membrane
Molecular function (GO): chemorepellent activity; semaphorin receptor binding
Source: RefSeq, a predicted model, not a curated record
GCUGCGCACAUUUCACACUGCGCGGAGUGAGCGGAGCUGAGAGUCUGCGUGGGGUGCAUGGCAGGGGGCUCACACUGAUUAUUCCCACCUCCCCCCGGAUCCGGAUCCCGGUACACACUGCCACAGACACGGAUGAAGGCUCUAACCUUAGGUGGCGUAUUACAACCAUCUCUAUCUAAUUGGUGACCUGCGUUUCCCUCCCCUCCCCCCGAAUCUGUGGACUUUACUACCCGGUUACAGAAGAUGAUGAAGAGACACUUGAGCUGUUGCGUUUUGAUCCUUUGUGCGAUAAGCACGAUUGGAUAUUCGAAUGGGCUGUCUGUGGAUUUGGAUGCAACGCCAAGGAUAACUGUGACCUAUAACGAGCUGUCUGAUCUGAAAUCAUUCAGUGCUAAUGUAAAGAAUUAUAGCACAUUACUCCUGGAGGACGAGAAAGGGAUUCUAUAUGUGGGAACAAGAGGCGCCAUCUUUUCUCUCAAUUCAAGUGAUAUUUCCCAUGGGUCACACAGAGCUAUCCACUGGGAAGUCACACCUUUAAAACACAAGGAUUGUUUGACGAAGGGCAAGAAUAAUCAGACCGAGUGCUUCAACCAUAUAAGGCUCCUGCAAACGUUUAAUGAUACCCACCUGUAUGUGUGCGGCACAAAUGCGUUCUCGCCGCUGUGUGGCUUCAUUGAUGUUCAGACCUUUGUUUUACCAGAUUCCUUUGAGGAAGGGAAAGAGAAAUGCCCCUAUGACCCUGCCACAGGUUACACGGGACUCAUAAUAGAGGGAGGUCUGUACACAGCCACACGUUAUGAAUUCCGGAGUAUUCCCGACAUAAGGAGAAAUCUUUAUCAACGAACUUUAAAAACGGAGGAAUCCCCUUUGCACUGGCUGAGUGACGCUGAGUUUGUGUCCUCUGCUUUUAUUCGUGAGAGCCUGAACGUCGACGUGGGGGACGAUGAUAAAAUCUAUUAUUUCUUUAAUGAGAGAGUAAUCGAAGAAAGCUCAUCUUUCUUAGAAAAGACGCAAGUGGCGAGUGUGGCCCGUGUGUGUAAGAGUGACAUAGGAGGGAAGAAAAUUUUGCAGAAGAAAUGGACGUCAUUCUUAAAAGCACGACUGGUCUGCUCGAUGCCUUACUACGAAACAUUAAAAUCUGUCUACACCCUGGAUCUAGGCAGCUGGGAUACAACAAUUUUCUAUGGAGCUUUUGUGUUACAGUGGAGGAAUAUGGAGGCAUCUGCUAUUUGCCAGUACAGCAUAUCAGAUAUUCAGAUGGUCUUUGAUGGUCCCUACAUGGAAUAUCAAGAUUCCUCACGGAAGUGGUCCAGAUUCAAUGGAGAAGUUCCAAAGCCAAGACCAGGCUCCUGUAUCACAGAUGAUUUCCGAAUCUAUGGAUUUAACUCUUCCCAGGAUCUACCAAACAACGUCUUGGACUUUGUCAAGCUUCACCCUCUGAUGUACGAGAAGGUAAAGCCGGUUGGUGAGCAGCCUCUGCUGAUGAAGAAGAAUGUUCUCUACACCCGGAUUGCAGUGGAUCGGGUCACUGCUCUUGAUAAUAAACAAUAUGAUGUCCUGUUCAUUGGGACAGGUGAUGGCUGGAUUCACAAGGCUGUGGCUACUGACUCUGCUGUCUAUAUUAUAGAAGAAAUCCAAGUGUUUAAGUCUCCACAACCAGUGGAAAACCUGGUGAUUUCCAAAACUCAGAAUAGUUUGUACAUCGGAUCGCAGAGUGCCGUUCUACAGAUAUCACUUUCCGGGUGCAGCAGAUACACUUCCUGUUACGAAUGCAUCCUGGCCAAGAACCCGUACUGCGGCUGGGAUGGGAAAACGUGUAGGAAAAUUGUCACCUCGGAAGACAGGGUACAGAUGACGCAGGACAUGCAGAAUGGUAAUGGAGGAUGUAUAAACAAUACAGCCGAGGGUCUUCCAAUAAAGAAGUCUCAGACAGUUUUGAAAGGUAAUGAUGUGCUUCUGCAGUGUGACCUGAAAUCUAACCUUGCCAAGCCUCGGUGGGUUUUGAACGGCACUGACCCACUGGACGAAAGUGAAAUUCAUUUCCGAGUGGGGAACGAUGGAUUGCUCAUCAUGGACACUCUUCUGGAGCACACUGGGGAAUACAGCUGCUAUUCCGAUGAAAAUGGCCUACAGUCUAUGAUAGCGCUGUACACACUUAAUGUUUUGUUAAAACUACCAAAUAUACCGUCACAGCCCACUCCUAUGGUCCAGUUGCCAACACCUGGAAGUCUUUCUUCUUCCAAACUGGACUUUGUCUACAUUUCUGUAAUUACAAUUCUUGGGGGACUAUGUCUUGUCCUGUCUGUUGUAUUGCUUUAUGUUUCAUGCCAGCAAAAAAGGAAGGGCAAGUAUGCUAUGGGCAGUUCCCGAUCGACCAAUGUUGAACUCCAGACGGUGUCAUCCAAUUUUAAAGAUAAAGUUGAGGAUCUUAACAAUUAUUCCGAUGGGUGUUUGCAAAUCAUACCUGGUGAAGCACCAACCUCUUCUCCAAAGAAAGGAAACCCUCCACCACCUCCGCCUCCACCACCACUUCCAUCAGAGUUCACCAAUGGGAUCACCACUUUGCCCAAUAUGUUGCGGAAAAUGAAUGGCAACAGUUAUAUGCUUCUAAGACAGAACGAGGAGGCCAGCUCUCCCUUGUAUAACUCCUUCACAGAGGAGCUCAGCAAGAUCCUUGAAAAAAGGAAACACACGGUAUUAGUAGAUAAAUUGGAUGAAAGUUCAGUUUAAGAUAAACUGAAAACAGACAGUGAAAACUAAAUCUUGCACAACCUUGAAACUACCUCAAGUAUAAUUAUUUUUUUAAUUACCAAUUUUAUUAUAUUUUCUUUUUCCAUUUAUAUCGUACUUAAAUUUAUUUAUACAAAUUCCUGCUUUUGACUCCUUUUUCUGGACCUGUUGCAUUUCUCCACCUUCUUCUUUGGGAUUAUACUGAAUGCGGAUCAAGGGAGACAUUGGGGACAUCCUGCUGGUGGAGAAGAUCCUGUUCUUCUUGUUUGUUGGCUUUUUGUUUUUGUUUUGGACUAAGUCUCCCCAAACAGAGACAAACAUAAAAGGACAGAUGUGUUGUAUUCUACGAGAGGUAAUGAUUAAAGAAGCUGAAGAGUUGAUGGCAGUUUAAGGAGAAUCACUUGUCGAUGAAGUCUAUUUUCCUUUUUCCUUCAUUAUAUUUUGGGUGUUUUUAUGAAGUUUUCCAGAUUGAUCUGGAGGACAAAUGACUACAUCUGCCAAACAGAGGGUAAUGAUUAAAGACGGCCAGCGACUAAUGGGAUCAGCUGCCCAAUUAACACCUCCAGGGUGAUCACACAUGUUAUCUGUGUCAGGAUGUUUGAAUAAACUUGAUGGGACAAUCGACAGGAAUGGAGAAGGCUACGUACUCCCAACAUGGAUAACUAUUAUUCUCACCUCUGCUAAGAAGCGUUAAAACCACUGAACUAAGCACUUUAAUUUUUGCUUGAGUGAUGGCUUUAAAAGAUGAUGGAGAAAUGCCACUGAUCUAAGCUGAAGAUACAGUUACAGAGUCAUACACAUGCAUGACUUGUGUGUCAUUGCAAUGCUACACACCUGAUCUUUUAAAGUUUAUAAAACCAUAAUUUAUAUCUAAGUCUGUUAUUCUUAGAUUUCCAAGAGACCAUCUAUUCAUCAGCUGCCUGAAACUUGCUGUGAUGUCACUGUCCCUGAUCCGUCUCACACGGUGCAUGAUGCAUAUAUCGUAACUGCAAUAAUGUAGAUCUUCAGUCACCCUUUGUACGUUCCAACACUGUGCAUUAUCUGGGACCAACCACUUUUUGGAAAUUGACUAAAAACCAAAUUUUGAGUUAACAUUCCGUGAAUGCAGAUGAUCCACUUUUAGAACCUUAUCUGGUAUUCCAAUGGUGACCAGUAAUGGUUGAAGGUCUUAAGGUUCUAUCCACCAUUCUGGACUCGCCAGUACUUUCACAAAUGAAGAUCUGCUGUAAUCCGUGUAUUAACUGUAGUUCCUAUUCCUUCUAGGAGCUUAUAUUGUCCUUUGUGUCCUACUGCUACACUGUGGACAUUACAAGUCGUUCUAUUGUAUAAUGUGUUGUUUAAAAAGAACAGAACCAACAAACACAGUGUUUAUCUUUGUAAGGAGGAAACUACUAAUGUUGCAGAGCUGAUCCUUCUUUUAAUGACAGGUGGUUUUAACUUUCUGUGAAAGUUUUCGGGGGUAAUCUCAAUGUGCAGUCGACAGCAGGUGGGAUUUCUCUUAAUCUCCACACAUAGAAAUAGGAAAUAUUUUUACCUAGGUUUCAAAUCAAAGAUUAAAAGGUAAAUUUUAAUAAAGUUGUUAAAUAACAAAACAAAACAAAAAACACAUAAAAAUGUGAACAAGGAAAACUUUGAAAUUUUUUUUUCCCACUUUCCUCGACAUUUGGGAUUUAGUGCCCCUAACGUGAUAUGUUGCUAUUUUAUAUUUCAGUGACUUUAAGCAAAGAUUGUUAUAGUCCUGGCAUUUCUUUAACUACAUAACAUUCCUUAAUCACUGUUACAAUGUCAGUCAGCGAGGAGUAAGAGAAGCUCUUUGUCCUGAAGAUGGUCCCUAUUAUAGCAUCUAGGCUCCAGUGAUGUCAUUGCAUGAUGUCAUUUAUGGCAACAGUGUUUUGAUGUCACACCGAGACUCACUCUAAUUAUUACCCCACUUGCACAUGCUCAUUGCAAUUUAAAGAAAAGGCACUGGCCAUAUGUAAGUGUCAACUGCAUGAAAAAUGGGAAAGCCAAUAGAGUUUAGGAUAUCCAUUAAAGCAUCAGACUUGGUGUUGGGAUUGAACACAUCAAAUCGGGACACUUUGCAACUGUGUUACUGUAUUGUGACAAGAAAGCACAUUUAAGUGGUAUAAGGAUGAAGAAUGCAAUACUUUAUCCCUACAUUUAUUUGGAUUAUUCAGAUUUUUAUACCUAUAUUGAUUUUUACAUGACUUGAAUUUUCACACAAACAUUCUGUUGCAAAGGUAUUUAUAACCACUGGGUUGCACUCACAUUGCAUUUAAUUGCCACAUUUCCUAAAAUUUCUAAAUCUCUUUUUACUAGUUUGUUCUCUAAAUAUAUUUUGUCUUUUACCAGAGAAGACCGUAAAACACAGAAUAUGAAACACAAACAUACAUAUACAGUACAAACACACACACGCACUUGGCUACAUUACGAGGUGAGUCUAAGCACCAAAGCCACGUAUGGUGAAAGGGACCCCGUCUAAGCAGUCUGUCUUUCAUUUGAAAGUUGCAUGGUUUAGCAAAAAAUAAAAAAAUAAAACCUAUAUUUUUUUCCAAUCACAAUGCUCUUCUUUACUACUGCCCUGUACUAAGCCACAAUGCUUCUCUGUUCGAAGCAUCUCUUCUAUAUGAAAAGCAUUGGAGUGGCCAGUCCUGCUGAUAUAUGCUUCAGCACUGAAAUCUGGAGUGAAAAAGGAUGCAGAUAAUGGAUCUGCAGCCAAAAAAAUAUUUUAUUUUUCGUUUAAAAAGCUGUAUGAAAUUUCAAUAAAUACAUAAUUUUUUUU